AUGGACGCUAAGGGAAGCAUGAAAACGUACGUGCGUAAACGUAAGGGCGACAGUCCGAGCAACGUGAUUAUCCACCUGAACGAACUGUGCCGCUUAUGUCUGGCCAAGGAGGAUGAGAUGCUUCCUAUCUUUGAUGAGGAUGCGAUGCCCCUGCCCCUAAGGAUCAUGGCAUGUGUCAACCUUGAGGUUUACGAAGAGGACGGUCUUCCCAACAUGAUUUGUCACCCCUGCAAGUACCAAUUGGAAAAGUCUUAUCAGUUUAAAAAGAAAUGUGAGGCAGCCGACGCCAAAUUACGAAAGCAUGUGAAAAUGAUUCAACAAUUGACCGGAGAAGAAGAUGAAGGAAAAAUCCAAGAUUCUUGCUCGGAUGGCGAGCAGGUCCAAUCCAGCGGGAAAUCUAAGAGAGUCAAGCAAUUGCUCGCCGAUUUGGUGUCCUCCAAGACAGAAGCUAGUAGCAGCCAGGCAGACGGUGAACCCAUCGAAGUCACGGAAGAAGAGCUUGUUGGUGGCUACAUACUGGGAGUCGGUACUGAAAAUGCCGAUAUGGAUGAGAACUUUUCGGAAGGUCCGGAAAACAUUACUCUUACGCCUUCUGAAGGGCGAAUGGCGAAAGCUCGAUGCACAAUGAGAGCUGCUAGAAUAAAACAAGAACAAGAAUCGGAGGAUGAAGGCGAUGAGAUUGAAAAGCCACUCAAGUCAGAGUCCCAAAAGGUUUACAUGAUGGAAGUCCAGAAUUCAUCGCAGACUCUCCAACAAAAACAGCAACCCAUGCAUCCAGCAAUAAUUGAAAGUGGCGGAGAGCUCAAGGUAUUCCAGUGUGAUAAAUGUCCAAAAGCCUUUACACGGAGAAUCAUGUUAAAGAGUCACCAGUCGGUGCACAGCACACAGCGAGGCUUUACCUGUCAAGCUUGCGAGAAAUGGUUCCCAACGAAAUCAGCUUUAGUGAGACACGAACGCACGCAUACCGGCGAAAAGCCGUUUGGCUGCAACAUAUGCCAUCGUGCCUUUGCCCAGAAAGAGAUUCUCCUCCGCCAUCUCAUGACUCACUCGGGACAAAAACCCUUCCAGUGCCAGCACUGCGAGAAGAGCUUCACCCAGCGAGAGGCUUUGAAGGUCCAUAUGCGACGCCAUCAAAAGUUAAACCCCAACGAAAUACAACUGCACCAUUGUCAACUUUGUCCUAAGGCUUUCUGUCACGCUUCUGGACUCAGUAGGCAUCUUGUCACUCACACGGGCAGGACGUACAAGUGCGUCGAGUGUGAAAAAUCAUUCACUGACAAGAGCUCACUGCUGCGGCACAGUCGUAUCCAUGCUCCAAAAAAAAUUCUAACCAAUCCAAUUUAAUUUUGAUAUAACAGUGAACGUUUCAUGUACAUAUUCUUUUUGAAUAACUCUUAAUUAUCCAAAUAGAAAGUACCCUUUAUAUGGUCUGUCUACUGCAACUGAAAAUGGCCCGAAUUCAACAUAAGCUCAGGUUUGUCUUCGAGACGAAUAUAGUAUGUUUUGCUUAGUUGAUUCAUCAUUUUUCAUUCAUAUAGUUACUAUUUUGGAUGCAAUAAACUAAUGUAAUACCAUCAUUUUAUUAAAAAAUGAAUACACCAAUUAUUAACAAUAGAAGUUACACAUUUUAUUGCCUCAAAAAUAAUAACUGUAUGAAUCAAUCAACUAAGCAUGACACACGACACAUGAAAAUUCGAACAUUCGGUAUAUCGGUAUGCCGCCUUCGGCUUACCGGCGCGCUUGCGCUCAUGACGAAUUCGUUCGUGAUACCUUCGGUUUUAGUAGACGGGAUAUAACUGGCCCAAGCACUCACCGAAAAUAUAUACUUAUUUCUAUUCAGGUAAUGCAGAUAUAUAUAUUAUACCUGUCAGGUCUCAGAGACAUUUAAACUUUUUAUACUUUAAUGCAUUUUAAGUCAUUAAUGUGAAAUAACUAUUUACAUUAUUCAUAGUAUUUAAUUUUUGCUAUAAACCGGUAAUUUUAAUUACUCUACGUAUUGGUAGUCAAACAAAAUAUACUUUUUUUAUUAUUAGAAUAUCAUGAAAUUUAGUGACUGCAACGUCCGUAAUAACUGUUGGAUUCAAUGUACAAAACUGGUUACUAAGUGUGAUUUACUAGAUUAAUCAUGUCUAAAAUCUGUAAGAAUUGCUUGUCAGACAGUGUAUCUAAAAUUUACCAUUAUUCAUCUGUAAAAAUAAUGUUUGUAAAUACAAAUUGAUUGAUUUCUAAUAAGUAAUUAAUAUAUCUUAACUGAGUUUCCCUCAAUACCGAGAUUUAUGUACACACAGAACGAGUA
This is a messenger RNA of Copidosoma floridanum, 2296 nucleotides long. RefSeq lists its product as uncharacterized. The record is from RefSeq and is a predicted model, not a curated record. Gene Ontology annotation, molecular function: zinc ion binding; RNA polymerase II transcription regulatory region sequence-specific DNA binding; DNA-binding transcription factor activity, RNA polymerase II-specific. Gene Ontology annotation, biological process: regulation of transcription by RNA polymerase II. Gene Ontology annotation, cellular component: nucleus. NCBI's taxonomy places the organism in Eukaryota, Metazoa, Arthropoda, Insecta, Hymenoptera, Encyrtidae.